GCCCUAAUAACUCUCCUAUCCUUAUUCUAUAACUUGUUUCAUCUCCCAACUGACAAGACCCAAAAUCCCAUAAAUACCCCUAUAUCUUCACACUAAUCAGCCCAUCUGUCACAAAAUUAGCAAGCCUAUUUUUGUCAAUUAGUCCAUUCACAAUUUCUGUACAUCAACUAAAGAUAAGCAAUGGAUAUAGGCAGAGCUAUUCUUUCUCCCCAUUCAUAAAAUUAUUGAAUUUUUUUUUUUUUUCCAUCUCAACGAAACCUCUAACAAACUCACCGGAAAAUGGAAUCCCCUCAAUGAAAUCCAACAUGUUUACUUCACUGGAAAAUCAAGAACUCGCCGGAAAAUCAAGAAUCCGGCAAACCAUUGAGUUCAUUUCUUCACUCAUAUCUCUUUCUUAUUCAAUCAAAGUUUUUCCUGUUAAAUGGCAAUCUAUAAGAAACAAGCUUGAAGAACUUCUUUCUAGUCUCUCUGCUAUUGAAAAUUGUGAUUCCACUGAGAAUUACUCUCCAUUAUUUAGCUCUCUUCAAGCCAUUACAGUUACCUUAAAAAACUGUCAUGAACUUUCUAGGCAUUGUGUUGAGUUUUCUUAUAGUGGGAAAUUACUCAUGCAGAGUGAUCUUGAUAUAGUUUCAACAAAAUUGGAGAAUCAUAGAAAGGGUAUUUCAGAGAUUUACUCUCUUGGUUUGCUUACUCAGAGCUAUGCUAUUAUUGUUCCAAAGCCAAGUCUUGGAGCUUCACGUGAUGAUAUAAAGUUUUAUAUAAGUGAUUUGUUGUCAAGGAUCAAGAUUGGUUCUUCAGAGAUGAAGAAACAAGCUUUGAUUGCUUUGAAUGAAGUUAUUCAAGAAGAUGAUACUAGGUAUGUUAAAGUUGCAAUUGAAAUUGAUGGUUUUGUUUCUUUGUUAGUGAGUUUUCUUGAUUUGCAAGAAGAUAAUCUUCAAGAAGAAGCAGCUAAGGCAUUAUCUGUAAUAGCAGGGUUUCAAUCAUUUAGAGGUGGUUUAAUUUUUGCUGGAAUAAUUGCCCCAUUGAUUAGAGUUUUGGAAUGUGGUAAUUGUUUAAGUAAAGAAUAUGCUUCCAGGUGCUUAAUGAAGGUUACAGAGAAUUCAGAUAAUGCAUGGUCAAUUUCAGCUCAUGGGGGAGUUACUGUUUUGUUGAAGAUCUGUACAGAGGUUGAAGAUAAUUUUUUGGUUGGUUCAGUUUGUGGGGUGUUGAAAAAUCUUGUUGGGGUUGAAGAGAUCAAGAGGUUUAUGAUUGAGGAAGGUGCAAUUUCAGUAUUUAUCAAGCUUGUUAGGUCUAAAGAUGAGGUUACACAAAUUAGUUCAAUUGAUUUUUUACAAACUAUGGCUACUGGGGACGAAUCAACUAGGCAGAUGAUCAUGAAAGAAGGGGGAAUAAGAGCGUUGGCUCGUGUUUUGGAUCCGAAAUCAUCGUCCUCAUCUAAAGCAAGGGAAAUGUCCUUAAGGGGGAUUGUUAAUUUGUGUUUCUCAUCAGUAAAUUCAGUGAACAUCCUGUUGAGUCAUGGAUUUUUGGAUCAUAUUUUGUAUUUUCUUCGACAUGGGGACAGUUCUCUUCAAGAAUUGGCCUUAAAGGCAGCAUUUUGGCUAUGUGGAACAUCAGAUGAAGCGAAGAAAUUAAUGGGGGAUGCUGGAUUUAUGGCAGAACUGGUGAAGUUUCUUGAUUCAAAGUCAUUUGAGGUUAGAGAAAUGGCAGCUGAAACAUUAUCAAGUAUGGUGAUAGUGCCAAGAAACCAAAAGAGAUUUGUACAGAAUGAUCAAAAUGUUGGUUUGCUGCUGCAAAUGCUUGAUCCUGAGCAGGCAAAUUUUGUUAACAAGAAGCUGUUGCUUUCUAUACUCAUGUCUUUGACAAGUUGCAAUUGUGCCAGAAAGAAAAUUGCAAAUUCUGAGUAUCUAAUAAACAUUGAGAAGCUAGCAGAGGCUGAAGUUUCAGAUGCAAAAAAGAUUGUCAGGAAAUUGUCCUCCAAUAGAUUCAAAAACAUUCUCAAUGGAAUCUGGCAUUCAUAAUCAAUGUAAUUCAGUUUUGUCUUAUGCUUAACUGUUUACCUUAACACUCUCAAUCCCCCAACCAUCACCAAAAAAAACAAAACCAAAGAACAACAAGUAGAUCUUAUGUAAUAUAAACCAAGAUAAAUGUACUUAAUUGUGGAAAAAGAGCUUUUAGAACAACCCUUUUUUAGCUUCUAGUCAUAUAAAGAGUCCCAAUAAAAAGGAUUAUAGAAAUCCUUUUUUUUUUUUUGAUCUUCUUUUUUUGUAUAUAUCAUUUUCUUUUGUGAUAUUAAUGUUUAUUGAGGAUCCACAUGGGUGAAGGCAUGAAUUUAGAGAUGGGCAUGUGAUGAGUAGCCAUCAGUGUUUUUGUCUUAGCCUUCCAAGGAGCCCAGAGUAGAGAGUGAUGGAUGAAUAUGCUCCCUCUGUAUUUUCUUGUCCUUUUCUUAUGCAUUCGUUUUAUAUUAA
Messenger RNA from Lycium barbarum (goji berry), 2465 nucleotides. Its product is annotated as vacuolar protein 8. The transcript has a single exon. Gene Ontology annotation, molecular function: protein binding. Bases 294 to 2018 code for a protein of 574 amino acids. Lineage: Eukaryota; Viridiplantae; Streptophyta; Magnoliopsida; Solanales; Solanaceae. The record is from RefSeq and is a predicted model, not a curated record.